UUUAUCUUGCGCUCGAAAAUUGUUGACUUUGUUUUGCGUGCUACAUGAACAGCUAAUGCCUGCAUACGUACGCCUCUAUUCAUUAAUUGGAAUUCAACCAGAAUUAAUAGUAGUUUUUCUAUUCAUACAAACAUGUUCUUGCAAAAUGUUGCAUCAUGUAUGCUAAUUUUCAUUGUAACUUGUGUGGCUAGUGGUGAAAGUAUUUUAUGCGAUACUUGCACGUGUAAAAAUUCCAUAAUAAAUUGUACAGAAAAUGGAUUGAUGGACAUUCUAGAACUAUGGGACCACUCAGAAGUUUUAAAAAAUGCAACCCUCAUGCAUUUCGAUAAUAACGGCAUUGUACAUGUGAAACAAUUGCCACCGUCUAAAGUUAGAUACUUAUCAUUUCGACAUAACAAAAUAAAUAAAAUAGAUGAAAUGGCAUUUAUACACUUAAAGUUACUUUUGGAACUCGACUUGAGCUACAAUUCUUUGACGGCGGAAAGUCUAAAUCCCGAUAUUUUCAAGAUUAAUAACGAAGAUACUUCUAGAUCAGGUAGCUUGAUUCAUUUACGCCUUGAUUACAAUAAUAUUCAUUCGCUAUUGCCACAUACAUUCAAAGAACUCAGUAACCUUGCUUCAUUGACACUAGCAGGAAAUCCUUUAACAGUCAUUGAUCGACCAACUAGUUUCGCAUUAUCUUCGUUGCCCAUGUUAAAAGUUUUAAAUUUGUCCAAUACGUCUUUACAAGAGUUGCCGGCUCAUCUUUUACACACACCUCGAUUUUUAGAAAUAUUAAAUCUAUCAAAUAAUGAAUUCACAGAAAUUCCACCAGGACUGGAUGAAGCACAUGCGUUACAGAGAUUAGAUUUUAGUUCCAAUCCGAUAAAAAACAUCUUGAGUUUCCCAAAAAUGGCAUCGUUAAAAGUACUUCAUUUAUCGCACAUGUCAGAACUGAACAAUAUUGGACCACGUGCUUUAAGUCUUCUUAGUGUUCUUGAGGAAUUUCAUUGCACGCAUAAUAAUAAACUCAAAUCAAUAGACCCGACUGCUUUUAGCUACAAAUUGAAUGACGGAUCAGAAGGCGAAUCAUGGCCACCCAUAGUCAAAUUAGAUUUGAGUUACAGCGCUUUAGGAUACUUGGAUAGUAGUUUGUUGAGUAGAUGGGACACGUUGGAAGAAUUGAACUUACAAGGUAACAAGUGGGUAUGUGAUUGUGUAAAUCAAUGGCUCGUGUCUAUUUUAGCUCCAUUGGCAGAAUCAAGACAUCCGGAAUUUCUUAAUGAUUUCCGUUGCCAAGAGCCAAUUGAAAUGAGUGGAAUUUCGAUUCUUGAUUUAGAUCAUCGCCAUUACCAUAUGCGGUGUUUGGAUUUCUACAAUAAUCGUCCCGAAAGAGACGGAAUAUUGUUAAUAGGAAUACUAAUUGGCGUUAUAUUGACGGUACCAUUUACAAUGGGAAUUAUGAUGUGCUGUGCAAAACGAAAAAAUUCGCUUUCAUACUAUCAUCGGAUAUUUAAUCAAAAUAAAUCUCCUUAUGCAUAUGACUAUCAACUAAGGGAAACCUCAAUCUACCAGCCAACUUCAAUAAUCACCGAAGGAUACUAACUUGUAAAUUUGUAGUUACUUAUUAUUUUUUUUUUUUUAUAAUAUUUAUCAUCUUUUAAAAAUAUAUUUUCUAAAAUAAUUAAUUUACAACUAUGUAUUCGAUAAAUGUUUACGGCUUAAACAGUGCCGGGUUAAAAUGGGGAGGGCAAGGAAGUAGUUGCCCCGGCGUAAAAGUUUUAGGGGUGGUCAAUUUUGAAGCCAAAAAUAACAAUUUUCUAAUGUAUUUUAAUUUUUAAAAAGAAAUUUUAACUAUUGAAAAAAAUGUUUAAUAAUUAAUAAUGAUAGCAAUAUAAUAUUAUAUUACACCGCCUAUUGUAGAGAUAUGACAUCUGCAGUGUGCGUAUUCUUGGAAAGACUAUAAAACAUAAUAUAUGAUAGCGCUCUGAGCCUCAGACCACAGAGCAAUUCUAUUUUCGUUCAUAUUAUUUUAGAGUAUAUAUAUUAGGUAUUAAUAAAUACUAUAUGUUUGCAACAAUACAUAUUAUUAUAUUACACUGAUACAUAAUGGUAUUUGUUAUAUCCCGCUGGUAUUCAGUGGCGCAGCCAGGAGGGUUUGGUUGUUUUAACCCAAUUAUUGCAUCCCUCCUCCUAAUAAAUGUAUUAUUUAUAUUAUUUAUCAACGAAAACUGUAAAAAACUUAGUUUAAUUUAAAUUUCACCCCCCCCCCCCAACUAUUAAUUUUCAUAAUCCAUUUUAGCCAUUGCUAAAAUACAUUUAUGAGGACCAGAUUAUUAAAAAUUUGAUAAAAAUUGAUUUCGUUCAACAAGCAAUUGUUUUCUUUACACUACCUUCUCUCAUCAAGUAGAUUUAUUUGCUUUCAAUAAUUGUAUAUGAUAUAAUGUGAUAAUUAAUAACAUUAUAUUGAUCAUGAUAUUAUAAUUAUAUAAUGUAAUUAAAAUUUUUAUGAUGGGUAUAUACUAUAUAAUGGUUGUAAAGGGCGGAAAUUUAAAAUAUACUCCCCAUACAGGGAUUGAUUAGCCCGGCAUAGACGAACUACCAUACAAAUCACAUUGGGUUCUAUCGAUUUUUAAUAUAGGAUAGGUUUCCAUAUGUUUCUAUAUGUUAUUUAUUAUUAUUUUGUUUAUGUACAUAAUUAUACUAUGUUCUUAUUGUGUUUGAAAUGCAGAUUGUAAGUUUUUCCAUUAAAAAAAUUAUAUAAUAUAGCUACGCAGAGUAAUAUAAAUCGA
Messenger RNA from Myzus persicae (green peach aphid), 2771 nucleotides. RefSeq names its product leucine-rich repeat-containing protein 55-like. Lineage: Eukaryota; Metazoa; Arthropoda; Insecta; Hemiptera; Aphididae. Gene Ontology annotation, molecular function: protein binding. The transcript has 8 exons. The record is from RefSeq and is a predicted model, not a curated record. Bases 133 to 1584 code for a protein of 483 amino acids. Gene Ontology annotation, cellular component: extracellular matrix.